Messenger RNA from Penicillium alfredii, 2376 nucleotides. Its product is annotated as Golgi transport complex subunit COG3. The coding region runs from base 1 to 2376 and encodes 791 amino acids. NCBI's taxonomy places the organism in Eukaryota, Fungi, Ascomycota, Eurotiomycetes, Eurotiales, Aspergillaceae. The record is from RefSeq and is a predicted model, not a curated record. Gene Ontology annotation, cellular component: cis-Golgi network; COG complex; membrane. The transcript has 4 exons. Gene Ontology annotation, biological process: cytoplasm to vacuole targeting by the Cvt pathway; intra-Golgi vesicle-mediated transport; Golgi organization.
AUGCUUUCCACCAAGCAGCAGCGAGCGCGCCGCCAAACCGCGCCGUCUGGGCCACCGCGCAAGCCAACCGCCCAUGAAACCGAGAAGAACCCCGAAGCCCAGACAAAGGAGCCAUCAAAUUUGCUGCAAUGGAGCGUUCCGAGUUGGAAUAAUGAGCUUGAGUUCUCGCAAUGGCUCAAUGGCGUCAAGGAUGAUUUGAUCGAAGAGAGCUACGACGAAUACCAGAACUGCCUAGAUGAACUUCAACAUUCCAAAGAACACAUUGACGAAAUCCUGAUGAGCACCUUGACCCUCCUCGAUGACUUGUCCAGCCUAUCUGAAUCAUUUAAAUCGGUCGAGACGCAGACGUCGCACUUCGAGAAACAAUGCGAGGGGCUACUGACGGCCCAGGAACGGGAUUCAAAACUUGCAAAAGGCAUUCAGAAUAACCUUCACUACUAUGACUUCUUGGACCCAGCAUCCCGGCGUCUUAAUGCCCCUGGGGCUGGAAACACCGUUCGCGACCCGGAGUUCUCGGACAUGUUGAGACGCCUUGAUGUGUGUCUAGAUUACAUGGAGACACAUUCGGAGCAAAAGGAGGCGGAGGUUUACCGCGCCAGAUAUCGGUUGCUCCUCACGCGUGCUCUUACACUUAUACGCGGGAAUUUCGUGUCUAAUCUCCGGGAGAUUUACCAAAGUGUCGCCAAGAAGGUUUCGGACCAGUCCUUGAAUGAUACAGCCCUGUCGGCCCUUCUUUAUGCCAAAUUUCGAGUCGGGGCGCCCGAAUUGAAGCAAAUUGGAGUAGAGAUUCAGAAGAGAGCCGUACCCCCGCUCAACGCCGACCAAAGCAAUGAAGCCGAAUACCAAAGCUUGAUGGAUGAAUUACACACCAAUUAUUCCACGACCCGGGCACGGCUCAUUUUCCCGCUCGCUCGCAAAAAGCUGAAUGAGAUCACGCAAGCUCCUAGUUCAUCCACCGACCUGGUUGAGUUUGCUCGGACUAGCAUUAGCUACAUUCGAGGGUUGUGUUUGGACGAAUAUGACUUGUGGGGCGAGUGGUUUCAUGGCCAGGGAGGCCUCUAUGACUUCCUCGAAACACUAUGCGAGCCGCUCUAUGACCACCUGCGCCCUCGGAUCAUCCACGAGACCAGUAUUAUCAAGCUCUGUCAACUUUGCACACUACUCCAGACUCGCUACUUCUUCGAUCCAGAGGAAGAACCGGAGCCAGCCGAAACAAACCACCUGGACUUUUCCAUCUUGAUCCAGCCCGCUCUGCAGGAUGUCCAGACCCGACUUGUUUUCCGCGCCCAGGCGUUUUUGCGUGAUGAAAUCGAAAGAUACAAGCCUCGUCCUGAAGACAUUGACUAUCCUAUGCGCAAUCGACAAGUAUCUCUUACUGUCACAGAUACCCAGAUUUCAGGUAAAAAGGAUAUUUCUGUCAGCACAGCGGCCGACAAAACCUCUCCCAAACCAGUCGAGGAAGCCACCGAUUUGACACAGGAGAAAGACGGAAAGUGGGAUUUUGAUACACAGACGGCGCUGAAAGGAUGGUAUCCGACCCUGCGAAAAGCUAUCUGGCUUCUCAGCCGGAUAUAUCGCCUAGUGAAUUCCACCGUCUUUGAUGAUCUCGCUCAUCAAAUUGUCCACCAAACCACUACUUCUCUCCACAACGCCAGCAAUCUCAUUGCCAGCAAAUCCACGCCGGCAGACGGCCAACUCUUCCUCAUGGGCCACCUCCUGAUUUUGAAACAACAAAUCGUCGCUUUUGACAUCGAAUAUGUCGCCCCAGAGGUCUCUUUUGAUUUCUCCGGCGUAUCCAGUACCUUCUGGGAACUGCGCGAACGCGGCGGGCUCUUCAACCCCCGCAAUCUGAUGCGCCUCGUCGGCCACGGCCUUCUCCCCCGAGUCGUGGAGAACAUGCUUGACGCGAAGGUCGAGCUGGACGGCCGCCUUCGCACUGUUAUCAACGACUUUAUCAACGCUUUCGCGGCCCGCAUGACCGCGUCUCUACCGGCCAAGUUCGUCGAUACCCGUAACCUACAGCACGGCGAGCUCAUCCAUCCCUCCUGCCGCACGAUCGAGAAAGAAGUCCCUGGUCUGCGGUCCAUUCUGAACGAGUACAUCGACGACACUCGUAUGAAAGAGACUCUUGUUGGCGCGGUGCAGGACCGCACUAUCCAGAUAUACGAGGAUUUCUUUGACAAAUACACAUCUUCUGGGAAGGGCAAGGGUCAACCCAUUAGCAGGAAGGGCAAGGGCCGCGACGAUGACGUCUGGGACGUCGAAACCUUCGCCGAGUGGUGUGAGGGUGUCUUCCGCGUUGGCGUUGCUGGCUUCCAGGCGGAGAGCCCGGAUCUUGCCCAGGUCGAUGAUGAUCUUUUGAGUAGAAGCUCUUAA